This is a messenger RNA of Cucumis sativus (cucumber), 944 nucleotides long. RefSeq lists its product as uncharacterized. Gene Ontology annotation, biological process: vesicle-mediated transport; endoplasmic reticulum organization. The transcript is spliced from 6 exons. Bases 127 to 645 code for a protein of 172 amino acids. Gene Ontology annotation, cellular component: endoplasmic reticulum membrane. The record is from RefSeq and is a predicted model, not a curated record. Lineage: Eukaryota; Viridiplantae; Streptophyta; Magnoliopsida; Cucurbitales; Cucurbitaceae.
AAGAACGAUAUUCCUCAUCAAACUAAAGGGCAAUCUGGACAUUUCAUCUCUCCAAAAUAACAACGCCUAUUUUGGGUUCAACUCAGAACGUCCGAUUUCUCCGAUACCCCUUUUCCGGCCAAGAAGAUGAGUCAGAGAAAAUCCGCAGCCGGAAGGCCGUCUGGAACUGAUGGCUCUGAUUUUUCCUAUCGUAUGGUCGUCGAUUCUCGGUAUCAAAAGGUUGCCAAAGGGAAAUCUCGUUUCCAUUCUCUGAUUUUAGCUCAGGUUGUUAUUCAGUUAUGUGGAGUGGCAUACUUGUUUCUAUUGACAUCAAAAAAAGAGACCCCCGAUAAACUUGCUAUCUCAUCUGCCAUCACUGGUUUCUUUUCAUUGUUCAUUGGAGAAUUAGGCCAAAGGCAUAGCCGCACAAGUUUUUUGAAAGUAUAUGCGAUUGCGUCAUCUCUUUCACUUCUACUACUUCUUGUUGAUGUCUCUCAGGGUAAUUAUACAUUUGAGAGUAUUGGGGAUCUAAGUAAUUGGCAAGCAAAGCAACUCGAACUUUUCGAGAUGAUCCGCAUUUCUCUUGGGGCUCUGCUUCAAAUAUUUGCAAUCAGCACAGUGAUUUCCCUCGUCAGUAACAUGUCUCCUCCAAAACGUGCGUCUUAAAUUUUUGUGUGCCAAACUAUUUUCUUUCUAACCACCGGGAAAUAUUUAUGUACUGAUUCUUCUUGAUUCUGUCAUCCAAAAGACAGCUUACGUCUUCCUUGAUCAUUUCUGAAGAAAUGUUUCACUUGGGGAGCCUUAUUGGGAAUUUGAUGAAAUUUUGUACGAUGAAACUGCUUGAGUAAAAUUUGAAAGAAAAAUCAAAAUUUUCUCGGAAGAAAAAACUUGAUAGGAUUGACAAUGAUUGAACUAUUUGAUAUGUUAAUUUCUAAAGUCUUGUCCUAUGCUUGAAUUGCUUAAAA